UGUAUGCGAGAUACAUAUAUGUAUAUGUAUGACGUACGCGACGUUUUGUGGUUCCAAAACAUGGAUUUUCUUUAUUACAUUUUCAGUUAAAUGAUUAUCGGUUACUGUUUUGUUUUGGGGAAGGAGACAUUGAAUUUUGUUCGUAUUAUAAGAAAAUCACAAAAUUCAAUACAAUGAUCGUCUUUUUUGCAUUAUGAAAAUGGGGAAAGUGUAUGUGGUAUAGUAGAUCUGCCAUGAUAGAUCCGAACGCGUCUUCGUCUUAUUCCAAAAAAGUCAAAAAUUGCUAGCAAAAUGCGUGAUUUUUGUUAUCAGGAGAGCUUCUUAAAGUGAUAGUACAGAUUUGCAGAAUGGUGGUGGAUUGCUUAUCCAUUCAAAGCUCAGCAGCUAUAAUACGGAAGCAGGAGCGAAGAUUAGGUGGGUUAGUGGGUGCCAAAAUGCAACCAAACAAUGUUGGUAGUUGCGGUGGUAUGACACCCAAAGAACUUUCAGACAAUGAUGACCUAGCUACUUCUCUCGUGCUAGAUCCUUAUCUAGGAUUUACCACUCAUAAAAUGAAUAUCAGAUACAGGCCAUUAAAAGCAAAUAAAGAUGAACUUCGUAAAAUUAUUUGUGAAUUUAUUCAAACUCAGAAUUAUGAAAAAACAUAUAAAAAGUUAAUGGGUGGUGAUUGGGGUGCAAGACUUCCUCACACAAAAUCUAAACAGCAACAGUUAAAUUUGGAAAAACAUAUUUACCGAUAUUUGAAAGUCUUUGACAAAGAUUCUGGAUUCGCAAUAGAACCAUGCUAUAGGUAUAGUCUUGAAGGUCAAAAGGGUGCCAAAAUAUGUGCGACUAGAAAAUGGUUAAAACAUGAUAAAAUAUCUUGCCUUGUUGGUUGCAUAGCAGAACUCAGCGAAAAGGAAGAAGCAGCAUUACUACACCCUGGAAAAAAUGACUUUUCCGUUAUGUUCAGUUGUCGAAAAAAUUGUGCACAGUUAUGGUUAGGACCAGCAGCAUAUAUUAAUCAUGAUUGCAGAGCUAAUUGCAAGUUUGUAGCAACCGGACGAGAUACAGCUUGUGUUAAGGUUCUUAGAGAUAUUGAAGUAGGAGAAGAAAUUACUUGUUUUUACGGAGAAGAUUUUUUUGGCGAUGGCAAUUGUUAUUGCGAAUGUGAAACUUGCGAAAGGAGGGGAACCGGAGCGUUUGCAAAUCAAAAACCAGGCGAAGAACUUUCUUCUGGAUAUCGUUUAAGAGAAACGGACAAUCGUAUUAAUCGUACGAAACAUAGGCAACAACCACCAAAUCGCAAUAAGCAACAGGCUGAUACUGCACUUACGGAAAAAAAUGCAGUGCUUGUUGGAAAUGCUGCAGUAGCACCGCAAAGUCUUAGUAUGAAAGAAUUACGAAGAAAAGGAUUAACGAAAUAUGACGCAGAGUUACUAAUUGCACAAGGAUGCCGAUUCUCUGAUAUUGCUCAACAACAGCCUAUUAUAAACAACGGCGAGAAUGUAUUGCAAACAUCUCGACCUCACCCUUCUGCUAUCUCUAGUUCUGCUACAAGAAAUUUACGAAAUAAACAACUUUAUAAAUUCGAUAAUAACAAUGGCCAUCAGAAUAAUGUUAAUAAAAACAAUCACACGCUUCGAUCUUCCAGACUUCAUAAAAGAACAGAGUCAAAAAAGAAUAAAGUUUCCGAUAAAACUAGAUCUCCUUGUUUAAAUGGUUCCAUAACGAAAAAUGUUGAACUCCAAGAUAUAAGUCAUCGUAAAGAAGAUUCGGAUAGAGUAGAUGUUGCUGAGGAAAUUGUUUAUUCUAGAUUACAUAAGCCUCAUUCAGAGAGUCCUUUGAAUGAAGAAAUUCGUGAUCUUUGUCAUCAGGCUUCGCAUCAUGACAUAUUGAAACAAUCAGAUUGUUCUGACUUUCAAAGAGAGUGUUCGGCUACCUUUGUUGAAGAUAAUCGAGAACUGAAUAGCAAAUUGAUAAAUGAUAAAAAAAUACCUGAUAUUAUUAUAGAAAUUAAAUCUAACUCGGUAGGUAAUACGAAUACCUCGAAUUCUAAACAAGAACACUAUAGUACAAAUUCCUGUGAUUCAGUUCAUAUAAGUUCCACGCCUGAAACUCGAUUAGAUCAGUUACACGAAAUUAAUAAAAACGAAGUAAUUGCGCAAGAAAAUCAUCAACCAAGGACUUGUCAUCAUAAUUUGUCUUUGGUUAAAAAUUCCAAUGAUGUAAACAAUAUUUCUGCAACACCGAUAGAAUUAGAUAAUUGCGUUAAAACACCUUCGGAAUUCGAAAAUCAUAUUCCAGAAGAACGAACGGAAGAAAAUCAUGAAUGCGUGAAUAAGGAAUAUUCUUGCAUAAAUGAAAAAGAAGUAUCCUUAAUUCAUGUAAAAUCAUCUAAAAAUUCAAAUUAUAUAGAAAAUGAUAGAACGAUUUCUACUCUCGAUACAUACGAAUUAGAUAAAGAAUUUAAAAAAAAUGAUUAUAUAAGCUCAUCUAAUCUCACAAAAUAUUCGAUAGAAAAUGACGCGGAUAAAUUGAAAAAGUUUAUUUCGAACUCCAUCAAAACUUCAAACAGCAAUGAACAAAGGAAAGUAAAUUUUAUUAAGGAAAAUAUGGAGAUGAAAAAUAGCGAAAAAAGUUAUCAAAAUGAUUUACUUAAAAAUAACGUAUCUGUAGCAAAUGUUGAAAAUUGUUCUGAGUUGAAGUCUGCAACAACUGAAACGAUAGAUGAAUGUGUAACAGGUAUUGAUUCUCGGGUAAGUUCGUGUAAAGAAAGUAAUAAAAACUGUAGCACGAUCGAAACUAAUAAAUACAGUAGCAUCCUAAUUCAUGAUUUAAAAGAUAAUUCUAACACUAUUUUAAAACAACCUGUUCAAAAAAAUAUAACAUUAAGUACGACUUUGAGAUCCCAUAAAAGUAGGAAAAAACUUUUAUAUGAUAAAAAAUCCAUCACUUCUGGAUCGAAAGAGGAACCAGAAACUGUUACAGAACAGAAGAAAGCUGAUAGUAUAAUUGCAUCUGUUUCAAAGACAUCUCGUAACAAAGUUGAAAAAACGAAAAAUAGAAUAACACGAAAUCAGAAGAGAGAUCGAAAGAAAAUCGCAACCACUGAAAUUGGCAUGGCAGACGACGAUUCGGGUAUUCAAGGUGAUAUUUACGAGUUCAGUGAAAAGGAAAGUAACCUGGAGGAUAUUAGAAUACCAUCGAUAAUGAGACGAAACAAACAAGAAACUCGUCAUACGCUUGGGCUUACAUCGCAUUUACAAGAAAUGCAAUACAAUGACGAGUGCAAUAAAAUUGAGCCUCCAGUAUUAGUUCCACAAGAACCGUGGCCACCUACUAGUUGCAAUCAAAAUCAGUUAACAGAUUCAGAUCAAUCAGGGGAAAAUUCUGUCGAAAGUGGAGAGGAUUUGAAAAGAUUAUCAACAUGUAGUAGCGACAGUGCACAAAAAUCGACGAAUCUGUCGGAAUGUCAGUGGCAAAUGAAUAACUCCAACUGUCAAGUUUGUCCAAAUACUCCGGAAAGAACUGGCAGAUUAAAACUUACUCUCCGUAUGAAACGAUCUCCGGUUUUAGACGAUAUCGUAGAAUCGGGCACGAGUCUUAGCGAGGACAGUUAUGAACCCGAAUAUGAAGUAUUACGCGUCGAGGGUGUAGAAAGAAGUAGACGCAAGAAAAAACAUAAAACCCGUGAUCGCGAAAGACGGCAUAAGAAACGUGAACUAAAUCUCGAUCCCCCUCCGCCACCUAUGAAAAGAUUGCGCUUAAUUUUUGGCAAUGAAACACAUACCAUUGACUUUCCACAUUCUUAACAACUAUAAAAAAGAGUUUUCAACAAGUUAUAAAUAAAAUUUAGGUAUCUAUAAAAAAAAAAAAAAAAAAAGGAACAG
Molecule: messenger RNA, 3872 nt
Organism: Osmia lignaria (orchard mason bee)
Lineage: Eukaryota; Metazoa; Arthropoda; Insecta; Hymenoptera; Megachilidae
Gene: Hmt4-20
Product: Histone methyltransferase 4-20
Cellular component (GO): nucleus
Molecular function (GO): histone H4K20 methyltransferase activity; protein binding
Source: RefSeq, a predicted model, not a curated record